UUUCUCGGUCUCCCCGGGCAGCUCAACACGUCGCAGGCCGCGGGCCACGCCUGCCUGCCGCGGGGACUGUAGCAGCUCGGCUGUGGCCUGGGGUCUCCGCCCAUCCUCUACGCCCGAGUCAGCCCAGCGCACCAACGCUCACGCCCCAGGACGGCGCUGCACACUCGCUUUCCUAGCGGCAGGAGCGCACCUCCGGGAUUCCGCCACAGGCAUUUUGUCCGGAGCUGGCUGCCGCCCCGUAGCGUGGUACCGAAGUCUCGGCAGAACCAUGGCCGAAUACUCCUAUGUGAAGUCUACCAAACUUGUGCUCAAGGGAACCAAGGCCAAGAGUAAAAAGAAAAAGAACAAAGAGAAGAAGAGAAAACGAGAGGAGGAUGAAGAAACCCAACUUGAUAUUGUUGGAAUCUGGUGGACUGUAUCCAGCUUUGGUGAAAUUUCAGGAACCAUUGCCAUUGAGAUGGAUAAAGGAACCUAUAUCCAUGCACUUGACAAUGGUCUCUUUACACUGGGAGCACCACAUAAGGAAGUCAAUGAGGGUCCAAGUCCUCCAGAGCAGUUUACUGCUGUCAAGCUGUCUGAUUCCAGAAUUGCCUUGAAAUCUGGCUAUGGAAAAUACCUUGGUAUAAAUUCAGAUGGACUCGUUGUUGGGCGUUCGGAUGCAAUCGGGCCAAGAGAACAGUGGGAACCAGUAUUUCAAGAUGGGAAGAUGGCUUUAUUGGCCUCAAAUAGCUGCUUUAUUAGAUGUAAUGAAGCAGGAGAUAUAGAAGCAAAGAGUAAGACAGCAGGAGAAGAGGAAAUGAUAAAGAUUAGGUCCUGUGCUGAAAGAGAAACCAAGAAAAAAGAUGACAUCCCAGAAGAAGACAAAGGAAAUGUGAAGCAGUGUGAAAUCAAUUAUGUAAAGAAAUUUCAGAGCUUCCAAGACCACAAACUUAAAAUAAGUAAAGAAGACAGUAAAAUUCUUAAAAAGGCUCGAAAAGAUGGAUUUUUGCAUGAGACACUUCUGGACAGGAGAGCCAAAUUGAAAGCUGAUAGAUACUGCAAAUGACUGAGAUUUCUAUUUCUGUCCCCCUUUGUUUUUUCUGAAUAAAACUAUUCAGUACAA
Molecule: messenger RNA, 1102 nt
Organism: Jaculus jaculus (lesser Egyptian jerboa)
Lineage: Eukaryota; Metazoa; Chordata; Mammalia; Rodentia; Dipodidae
Gene: Frg1
Product: FSHD region gene 1
Exons: 10
Coding region: 269-1045 (258 amino acids)
Cellular component (GO): striated muscle dense body; nucleolus; catalytic step 2 spliceosome
Molecular function (GO): actin filament binding
Source: RefSeq, a predicted model, not a curated record